CACCGCCGCCCCGAGGCCGCAGGGGACCCCGCGCAGGCCCGAGGCCUCGGGGAGGGCCGCAGCCCGGGCCCGGCUCGCUCGCUGCCCCCCUCGCAGUAAAGCUACACUGCGGAAAGGGCCGCGGGUGCCGCGCAGGGCAGUGCCCGGCCUGGGCUCCCCGCUGCGUCGCCCCCUCCUCGCCUGCGCUCCCCGGGCGCGUGAGGCCGCAAGCGGGGCACCCCGGGCGGCAGCUCCCGUCCUUCCCCGCCCCGCUGCGCCCGCCCGCGCCCCACACUGCUCCGCCGGGCCUGGCCACGCGCCGGGCAGCCCCGCGGCCUCCUGGGGGGCCCGAGUCGGACAAGGCCCAGGCGAACCCCGGCAUGAGGCUCCCGGGUGGCCCCGGCCGGGGCAGCGGCUCCCCUGGGUCACCGGCGCUGGGGAGGACUUAAAGCUGGGACACAAGUUGCCAGGGCCCGAGGGCUGCACGGGCGCCGGAGAGAGCGGCCACAGGCGGUUUCCGCCUGCCGCAGCAGGAGAGCAGCAACGCCGGUGCAGUACGAUUACCCUCGCGGCAUUCUGGGCACUGAGCCAGCGCUCUCCCGGGGACGCCUGGGCCCGGCCAGGCCCGCGCCAGGGCCCGUGGGUUGCCCCAUCCCGCGCCGGGGGCAGAACGCCAGGGCCACCUCCCGGCAACGGCCGCUGUGACCUCAGCCCGCUGCCCCGGGCCGGGCGCCGCGGCAGGCAGAGCGGCCGUGGCCCUGCACCUCGCGGCCCGCCACGCCGCCCGGCUUUCCUGGCAACGCGCAGGAGCUCCUGGCGGGAGGCCAGCGGGAGCCGUGCCCCGCCAAGCCAGCCGUGACCGGGGCCGUGUUGUCGGCCAUCCCUACGACAACGGGACCCGAGCGCUUCCGGCAGCCCAAAGAGACCAAAGGCGAAAUGAGCUUCUCCAUGACGCUGGCAGAGCUGGCGGACAUCGCCAUCGGCACGCCCGACGUUGGCAGCGUCAACUUCAACGCCCUCCACGUCCUGCUGCACGGCAUCCUGGAGCACCUCCACCUGCGGGACGCCACGGCGGAGGUCUCCGAGGACGAGAGGGAGCUUCUGAAGCCCGCCGCUGGCGUGGCCGUGGCGAAGGCUGCCGGGGCGACUGCCGAGGGGAAGAGCUGCUCCCUCUUCCACGAGAUGCAGCAGCGGCUGGGGAGGGUUGAGAGCCAGCUGAGCCGCCUCAACGGGCCCCCGUCCACCGCGGAGCUGCUGGCCCACAGCCAGGCCCCAGGCAAGCCGGCCGCUGACAUGUGGCAAAUGAUGCAGCUGAAGAAGAAGGUAGAAACGAAUGAAGAGGGAGUGACAAAGGCCAUCAACACGCUGCAGGAGCUGCUCACCACCAUAUGCUCCCUGAAAACUACCGUCGAGGCCUUCCAGGAGGAGCUGCAGCUCUUGAAGGACAAUUUGCAGAAGACUGGCUUGGAGGAUCUGCGAGAGCGUUUGGGACGGCUGGAUGAGCACAGCCACCUCCUGCAGAGCCUCCUGGACCAAAUGGCGGAGGUGCGCGCGGAGCUGAGCGCCUGGCCCCGGCCGGCCGACACGGUGCGCUGGAGCAGUCUCUGCGAGGCGCUCGCCAGCGAGAAACCCCGUGCCCAGGAGCCCAGCCCGGAGGCCGUGCAGGAGCUGGCCCGCCAGGCCCUGCGCAGGCUGAGCUGGCUGCCGGAGCAGCACGAGGCCAUGGGCGCCCGCGUCGCCCGCCUCGAGAGCCAGCUGCAGCAGCCCGCCAACUUCGGUACCUUGGAUGACAUAGCUGCCAAACUGGAGAAGAUGCAGAGUGAUGUGAAGCACCUGGAGGACGAAGGGGGGAAGGCGUUGGACUUCCGCAAGGAUGUGCUGGAGCAAGUGGGGCAGCUGCGGGAGCAGUGCACCAGGCUGCAGGAGACUGCGGAGCGGCUCUGGAGUGACACUGAGGACAUCCAGAGCCUGCGCGAGAUGGUGGAGCGUCUGGACGUGAGCAAAGCAGACAAGGCCCUGCUGGAGCAGGGCAUGGACAUUAAAGCAGACAAGGCUGAGCUGGAGACCAAAGUGAGCCAGGAGGAGCUGCAAAGCGCCAUAGCCCAGCUGAGCGAGAUGAUGCACGACCUGCUGCAGAAGAUGUCUCUGCAGGACCAGGACUGGCAGAAAGCCCUGGAGAAGCUCGUCAGCGACAUGGACUCCAAGGUGGACCACAUGGCAUUGGACCCCCUGCGGGUGCAGCUGGAGCGGGUGUGGAAGUUCACCAAGAAGUACCUGUGCCAGGGACCCCCCUUCACUGCCAACAGUGCCGCUGGCUUUAAGAGGCAGCUCUUCGAGCGGGUCAAGUGCAUCUCUUGCGACAGACCCCUGACGAUGGCCCCCAGGCCGCAGCUGGUGACCGUCCGAAAGGCCAACCUGCUCGGCUGGCCCCGGCCGGCCAGUGCCAACGGCUACGAGUACCUGGCGCGCCGGGCGCUGGCGAGGGAGGGCGAGGAGAGCGCGGCGGCCAGCCUGGGCCCCGGCGUCGCACAGCAGCACUGGCCUGGCGACGAGCGCGCCGUGAGUCCCGCUGGGCAGCUGUCCACCUCCAGCUCCCUCACCACCGUGUGCCCCUACGGAGGCCCGACCGCUUUCACCGCUGAGAACACGGAAGUGGAUAUUUUGGGCAUCAAUGGGGUGCUGUACAAGGGCAGACUGUGCUCAGGGGCCACCAACAGGACUGUCACCCUGGAAAGGGACUUCCCAGGAAUGAAGACCUUCCAGCCUUCCUCCCGGCAGCCCGCGGAGAAGACGCAUCCUGCCAAGUACGGCAGCCGCUACGUGUCCCCGUACUCGUGCGCUGCCCUGCGGGCCAGGGCCCCGUCCUCGUCCUCGGGAGGCCGGCGGCAGGAUGCCCCAGGCGGCGGCAGCGCGGCAGGCGUCUGAGCUGGCCGGGGAGGGCCACAGCUCGCCCCCCCCGCCGCCAUCACAAGUGGAAAUGGCGCGGGGGGACCGGGACCACCAAGGCUGUGCUGCAAGGGAGAGGGGGUCUGCCCGGGGACAGGUGGCCCUGCAGCCUGAGGACCGUCCCCGGCCCUGCCUGGCCUCAGGGAUUGGAGAGGUGGGGGCGAUGCUGCCGGGGCCUCUCCUUCCCCUUGGCCCAGGCUGUGCUCGGGGACCUCCCUCGCAGCCGCUCGUCGCGGCGGGGCGACUCCGCGGCCCAUAAAGGUGCUCCCUGCUCA
Dromaius novaehollandiae (emu) is the source of this 3200-nucleotide messenger RNA. RefSeq names its product chromosome 14 C16orf96 homolog (gene C14H16orf96). NCBI's taxonomy places the organism in Eukaryota, Metazoa, Chordata, Aves, Casuariiformes, Dromaiidae. The transcript has 16 exons. The coding region runs from base 916 to 2904 and encodes 662 amino acids. The record is from RefSeq and is a predicted model, not a curated record.